AUUCACACCAUCCCCUCAGUUAACCUGCCCAGCAAGAUGGGCAGUCUGCAGACCAUCCCCCGUGGUGGUCCAGUCUCUGCCCGUGGUCUACACCACCAUGGCAGCCGACAGCGUGACGGCAGCCAUCACGGUCCCGCUGAUUGGAGGAGAUGGCAAAAAUGCAGGUUCCGUGAAAUUAGACCCCAGCUCCAUGUCUCCAGUAGAAGUGCAGAGUGACAGUGAGGACAGCAUGGGGGAGACUGUGUCUGUGUCUGCAGCUUUUCAGGAGCUACAGAGAGAGUCUGUGGGGGCCCCAUUACAUCACACGGAGUCUCCUGACCUGAAGAAGAGGCGCAUUCACCAGUGUGACUUUGCGGGAUGUAACAAGGUCUACACCAAGAGCUCCCACCUGAAGGCCCAUCGGAGAAUCCACACUGGAGAGAAGCCAUACAAAUGCACCUGGGAAGGCUGCACCUGGAAAUUUGCUCGCUCGGACGAGCUGACCCGGCAUUUCCGCAAGCACACGGGCAUCAAACCCUUCCACUGCUCAGACUGUGACCGAAGCUUCUCCCGUUCAGACCACCUGGCCCUCCACCGGCGGCGGCACAUCAUGAUCUCUUGCCCUGCUUCGGAUCAGUGUUUGCAGAAACUGGCAAGUUCCCUGGGAUCUUUCUCCAAGACUGAGCCCCAACAGUGGAACGCAGACGACCAGUUGGCAGCUACUUCAGGGUACCUCCUGCUGCCCACUUACCUGCCAAUGGACUCGGAUGCUGAGUAAGCCCCUGCUGCCUUCCUAAUGUCAGGCCAGCAGGGCUCAUUUAGAAACAGUGUUUCCCAAUACACCAGCAGCCCCCAGGCCCUGGCCUUGUCCUACUCCUGAGGAGGGGAGAGGAGAUAGGCAGCAGCAGUUCCUGGGGCUUCUCUGCCUCCUCUUAUGCACAGACCACUGGCUGCUGCUGCUGCCGCUGCCAUUGCUGCCUCACUUGCCCUCCCAAGCUGGAGGGCGGCAGGCCGUGUUUUCUCCCACUUUCCCUUUUCAAGGGCCCCUGAGCUGGAGCCAUCCUUACUGGAAGGUCCCACUGGCCACUUAGCUUUUCUCUCCACCUUUUGCCUGCUUUUUUCUAGUUGGGUGCUUUGCCCCUGCCUACCAGGGGCCUUCUGGCCUUGCUGUUUGUUGGUAUGGGAAUCUUGGGGGCUGAGCUGGGCUCAUCUGGGCCCCGGGCUCUCAUAGUGCCUUUUGCACUGAGGGCACCCUAUGUCAGUGGACCUGAAAGAUCCAGGCCUGACAUUUUCCCACCUUGUCUUCCACUUCCCCCAGAUGGGUUGCUAAUCACAUGACUGGGGACAAGGACUGUAUUUGCAGCAAUUGCUUUUGGUAUUCCGUACCAACCUCCAAGGAAAUGCCCCCAUUGAGGGGCGUCAGGGGGCCUGCUCGUUAGCCUGACUUCUAGGCAGGCGUAGCCAGGAGCUGAGCAGCAGAUUGAGAGGAGAACUUCCUGGCAUGAUUCCUCCCCCUGCUUCUUACCUGAAGCACUGGCAAGUUCCAGACCCAGGAACUUGGGAGCCCAAAGUUAAUGCUGUCUGUUCCCAAAUGGGACACCUUUUAGGGGAGGGUGCCACUAGGCUCCCUCAAUAGUACCCUACAGUUUGUGACUCAUAGAGAGGCCUGAGAGAGUGGCCAAGGGCCAAGGGUUUGUUUGGGACUUGGAACGAACGAGAUGUUCCCUUUCUGGUUCUGAUGUUAAAGCACGUUUACAUUUCCUAAGCACAUUUUGGCAGGUGGUCGGGAGAAGGGUCCUGGGCGGAUACUGAGCUGGGUGGGGGUGGGAGGGAUAUUGUGGGGGAUGAUCUGCACUCAGGCCUCAUGAGAUGUUGUUGCCAUGGGCUAGACAAAGCAUUUGUCGCUCAUUGUGUGGUGGGUUUUGAAGUUCUACUCUUCUUUGGAGUGUUCAGCUUGGACUUAUUUCUACAGAGCCUUGGUUAGUGCAGAUGGGUACAUGAAGAUGGGCUGUUUGGCUGCUCUCGGGCACUAGCCUCUGGAAUUAGGGUUUGUUUGGCCAAGCCUGGCCUUGGGGAGAUGCGGGGUGCAGCUGAGAGGGGCGCUGACUGGCUCCCGAUGAUUGGCGCUCGCUCGGGCCCUGCCCCUGUGCUCGGUACCAGGCAGGCUCUUCUUCCCAGGGCCCUCCCUGUACAGCUCUUCUUCUGGGUCACUCAGAAGAAUUUCCCUGCCUCUGAGAAGCAGGUGCAGCCUCUUGGAGGGAAUCCCAGGGGGACAGCCCCUCUUUCACUUCCCUGAAAGGUGGUUAGUCCAGCCUCUUCUCAAACACUGGAAGUGGCAGUGAGCUCACUACCUCCAGAGGCAGUCCCUUUUAUCUCCAUGUGUUUUCUUGGGGCUACAAGGCUAACUUCCCCACUCUGCACAGCCCUUCUUCCCCAGGUCUCUCCACCUCCUGGUCUCAGGCACAACCCUUUUCCCAGGGAUCUCUUCAAUGAAAGAAAUAAAACUAAGUACAUUUUUUUUCCCUGUGAUUACUGUUUGAUUUGUAUAGACUUUUAGAAAACUUUAUACUGUAUAGUGUACAGGUCUAUUGUUUAUAGUUGAUUAAAUAGUUGAUUAAAUCUA
Molecule: messenger RNA, 2602 nt
Organism: Phascolarctos cinereus (koala)
Lineage: Eukaryota; Metazoa; Chordata; Mammalia; Diprotodontia; Phascolarctidae
Product: Krueppel-like factor 8
Biological process (GO): regulation of transcription by RNA polymerase II
Molecular function (GO): RNA polymerase II cis-regulatory region sequence-specific DNA binding; DNA-binding transcription factor activity, RNA polymerase II-specific
Source: RefSeq, a predicted model, not a curated record